Messenger RNA from Mycetomoellerius zeteki, 1261 nucleotides. RefSeq names its product alpha-tocopherol transfer protein-like. The transcript has 4 exons. The coding region runs from base 344 to 1261 and encodes 305 amino acids. Gene Ontology annotation, cellular component: membrane. NCBI's taxonomy places the organism in Eukaryota, Metazoa, Arthropoda, Insecta, Hymenoptera, Formicidae. Gene Ontology annotation, molecular function: phosphatidylinositol bisphosphate binding. The record is from RefSeq and is a predicted model, not a curated record.
AGUUUUUUAUUUGAAAGAACAUUAUUGCAAAUCUUAAAAGUGAAUAUUGUACUAGAUCAAUAGUAAAAAGUUUUUUAUUUGAAAGAACAUUAUUACGAAUCUUACAUCCAAGACGUAGUGUAACAUGAAUUUAAUGUUCGUAGAAGUUACACUUCAGCAAAUACCAAUUAGCAAAACAACUAUUAAUAUUUCCCCACCCAACAGUUUAACUAUAAUGACUGCGUUCAUCAAAGUCAAAUGAUCAGUGAAUGCUCAGUUCUUCGCUGGAUCUAACAUUGUAACAUAUAGGAACCAGUCAUAUUAAGGAAUCUACUGACGAUCUUCUUUCUGCUGAACACACUCAAUGUCGUUUUCAAUGUCUAUAAUAAAAGGAGUCACAUUAGAAGAAGAAAUGAAGAAGAAUCCUCAAUUGAAACUAUCCGAUAUACAAUCACUGAGAGAGUGGUGCGAGAAACAACCGCACUUGCCAAAAAUUGAGGACAACUUUCUCGCUUUGUUUCUUCACAGCAAUUACUAUCAAAUGGAACCAACGAAAAACACAAUCGAGAAUUAUUAUACAACCAGGACACAUAUGUCAGAUAUUUUUUGCAAUCGAGAUCCUUUUCAGGAAAAAGGAUUACGACAAAUCUUCAAAUUCGCGGCUGCUUUUUCUCUGAAUGGAUUAACAAAGGAUGGCUAUAAGAUGAUAUUUGCAACAUUGCUGGACAGCGAUCUUUCUUUCUAUGACUACAAUAACUGCUUCAAAUAUGGCGUAAUGACAUCCGACAUACAUUUUCUGAUGGAGGGUACAAAUAAUGGUUACAUUUUCAUUUUUGACGUUAGCAAAUUAUCUUUCGGUCAUGUUACGCGAGUAAAUCCAUUGACAGUAAAGAAACAUCUGUACUACAUUCAAGAGGCAAUGCCGAUACGUUUAAAGGCAAUCCAUGUUUUAAACGCGACACCUGCUAUGGAAUUAUUCAUGAACAUGGCGAAACCUUUCUUGAAAAACGAGUUGAUAAAGAUAAUACAUUUUCACGUAUCAUUAGAGAGCAUUUCUGAAUAUAUCUCAGUAGAUGCGUUGCCAAACGAAAUAGGUGGAAAAGCAGGUUCUGUGCACAAACUAGCUGAAAUUCAAGUGAAAACAUUGGAAGACUACCGCGAGUGGUUUCUGCUAGAUGAAUCAACCAGACGCGUUGACGAAGCAUUAAGAAUCGGCAAGAGUAAAACAGCAAAUGAUUUGUUUGGUAUAGAGGGUAAUUUUAAAAAACUCGAUAUAGAUUAA